GUUGAAGUUCAUGAGUUCGCCCAGCCUCAGUGACCUGGGCAAGAGAGAGCCGGCCGCCGCGGACGAGCGGGGCACGCAGCAGCGCCGGGCCUGCGCCAACGCCACCUGGAACAGGCGAAGACAUUCGACUGCGUGGAUCAUAACAAAUUAUAGAUAACAUUGUGAAGAAGAGGAAUUCCAGGACACUUAACUGUGCUCAUGAGGAACCUGGACAUAGGCCAAGAGGCAGUUGUUCGGACAGAACAAGGGGAUACUUUGUGGUUUAAAGUCAGGAAAGGUGUGCGUCAGGGUUGUAUCCUUUCACCAUACCUAUUCAAUCUGUACACUGAGCAAAUAAUCCGAGAAGCUGGACUAUAUGAAGAACGGGGCAUCAGAACUGAGGAAGACUCAUUAACAACCUGCGUUCUGCAGAUGACACAACCUUGCUUGCUGAAAGUGAAGAGGACUUGAAGCACUUACCGAUGAAGAUCAAAGACCACAGCCUUCAGUAUGGAUUGCACCUCAACAUAAAGAAAACAAAACUCCUCACAACUGGACCAAUAAGCAACAUCAUGAUAAAUGGAGAAAAAAUUGAAGUUGUCAAAGAUUUCGUUUUACUUGGAUCCAUAAUCAACACCCAUGGAAGCCACAAUCAAGAAAUGAAAUGACAUAUUGCAUUGGGAAAAUCUGCAAAAGACCUCUUUAAAAUAUUAUAAAAGGGAAAGAUGUCACUUUGAAGACUAAGGUGUGUCUGACCGAAGCCAUGGUAUUUUUCAUUCACCUCAUGAGCAAGGGAAAGCUGGACAGUGAAUACGGGAGACUGAAGAAGAGCUGGUGCCUUUGAAUUACGUUUCGAAGCGUACUGAAUGGACUACCAGAAGAACAAACAAGUCUGUCUUGGACGAAGCACAGCCAGAGGGCUCCUUAGAAGCGAGGCUGACGAGAAGGACAUGCUUGGUAAAGCAGGUGGUCAGCAAAAAAGAGCAAGAUCCUCGAGGAGGCGGAUUGACACAGUGGCUGCGACAAUGGGCCCAAACAUACCAACGGUUGUGCGGACGGCGCAGGACUGGACAGUGUUUCUUUCUAUUGUUCAUAGAGUGGCUAUCAGUCCUAACUGACUCACCUGCACCUAACAAUGACAAGAGCCAUUUUGGACUUCUGACCUCCAGGCUGUAAGAGACAUCCACAACGGGGUGAUCGCCGUCUUCCAGCGCAAAGGGCUGCCCGACCAGGAGCUCUUCAGCCUCAACGAGGGUGUCCGGCAGCUGCUGAAGACGGAGCUGGGGUCCUUCUUCACCGAGUACCUGCAGAACCAGCUGCUGACGAAAGGCAUGGUGAUCCUUCGUGACAAGAUCCGCUUCUACGAGGGACAGAAGCUGCUGGACUCGCUGGCGGAGACGUGGGACUUCUUUUUCAGUGACGUGUUGCCUACGCUGCAGGCCAUCUUCUACCCCGUGCAGGGCAAGGAGCCGUCGGUGCGCCAGCUGGCCCUGCUACACUUCCGGAACACCAUCACGCUCAGUGUGAAGCUGGAAGACGCGCUGGCGCGCACCCAUGCCCGUGUGCCGCCAGCCAUCGUACAAAUGCUGCUGGUGCUACAGGGGGUACACGAGUCCAGAGGCGUGACUGAGGACUACCUGAGGCUGGAGGCGCUGGUCCAGAAGGUGGUAUCACCCUACUUGGGCACCUACGGCCUCUACUCCAGCGAGGGUUCCUUCGCACACUCCUGCAUCCUGGAGAAACGCCUUCUGCGCCGCUCGCGCUCUGGGGACAUCCUGGCCAAGAACCCCGUGGUGCGUUCUAAGAGCUACAACACGCCGCUGCUGAACCCGGUGGCUGAGCACGAGGCCGAGGGGGCCGCAGGCGGUGGCACCGGCAUCCGCAGGCACUCUGUCUCCGAAAUGACAUCGUGCCUCGAGCCCCAGGGCUUCGCUGACGCAGCCCCCCACUCGGGGCCCUGCCCCAGCAGACUGUACCCCCCGGCCCAGGCUGCCGAGCAAGGCCUGGACCCUGCCCACAGCUCCCCUCCCACCUCGAGCCCCGAGAACCUGGUGGACCAGAUCCUGGAGUCCGCCGACUCGGACUCCGAAGGGAUCUUCAUUGACUUCGGCCGGGGCAGCGGCUCUGGAGAGUUCGAGGGGGCCGGGGGCCAGCAGAGCGUCGUGUGAGGGACGUUUUCACCAAGCCCAAGCGUGCAUGUGUGUGUGUGUGUGUGUGUGCAUGCGUGUCUGGUGUGUGUGUGCAAAACUUUUUUACUCUGCCCGGUCCUCACCGGUCUCCUGUCGGCCUUCCCCCUGGGCCCCGUUCACUUCCGUAUUCCGGAAUCAUCUUUGUGGGGAAACGACCCGCUGCCCCUGCUCGGCCCAAGCCACAGCACCCCUCCAUCCGGGCGUCCGAGUCACUGACCCCACCGACCCUCACGUAGCGUCUCUCAAGUGCACAUCCAUCAACUUCGUGCCCACAAGGUGGGGUCGGCCACUUGCUCCCCACCUUCCUGGCCACCCCAAGCCCCCGAAUGUCCACGCUUACGGAGAAUGGGAAUCCCAGGGGAUUCUGUCUGCCCCGGCUAGGCCAGGCCCCAGGAGGCCUCUGUGCAUGGCUCUGUCCCAGGACCCUCUGCUGGUGGCCAUGGGAUGGGAAGGGCAGAAUAAAGUGUGUCUGCCCCUCUCCUGUCUCUUGACUGGAGGGACAGGCCUGUCCACACCA
Molecule: messenger RNA, 2685 nt
Organism: Loxodonta africana (African savanna elephant)
Lineage: Eukaryota; Metazoa; Chordata; Mammalia; Proboscidea; Elephantidae
Gene: PRR5
Product: proline rich 5
Exons: 9
Coding region: 1311-2147 (278 amino acids)
Biological process (GO): TORC2 signaling
Cellular component (GO): TORC2 complex
Source: RefSeq, a predicted model, not a curated record